AUGGUCAAGAACCUUGGAAUGCAAACAUCAUUGGAUCCAAUGGAUUUGUCUCGCCCACCAACAGGCCAUAGCGUUAAUGCCGACAGCAGUCGUGCUGACAGCAAAUUCUUUGCACUUAGUGUAAGCGGCACGAACAUGGCUGGCAAACCAUCACAACUUGCUAUGCCUGUCAUGUACGGUACACCCGUGGACAAAGUUUACAAGUCGUGGCCUUUCCUGACUGUUGGUAUAUGUGCCGCUAUCGUUCUUUUUGGUAUCAUUUACCGUGAACUACCAGAGUACAGGUUGGGCUUUCGCUACCAGCUGUACGCGCUCUUUGGAACAACGAACGAGAACGCCAAAUGGGUCGGAGGACAUCGUGAAAUUGUCGGCUUUAUCGUCAAUUAUUUCUUUAUUGGACUGCCGUUCAUGAUUGGCGGCAUGGCGCUUGCUUUAGGAGACGCUUUACCGCCUGUGCCAACGGGUGUAUACCGCACAGUCACGCGUUUCCUAAAGCGCAAGAUCUUCGUCGGCACUAUAAACAUUUCGUACGCUGAGUCUAUCUGUACACUUGUGUUUCUAGGGCUGAACGCCAUUUGGUUUGCUGCUAUUUUCUCACGGAACUAUGAUGCUCUCGUGAAGGCCAAAACUACCGAUGGUGCUUCAAUGUUUCGACUUGUGGGUCAAGUACUCGGAUUCAAUGCUAUGCUUUGCUUUUCGCUACUGAUUAUCCCCGCGACACGCAAUUCGUUCUGGAUGCUUUCUAUGGGCAUUGACUACUCGCACGGCAUCAAGUACCAUCGUUGGGUUGGAUUCUUUACAAUCACAAUGGUGGUCCUUCACGCCGUCCCAUUCUACGUGGCGUGGUUCAAGAGCGGCACGUAUAUUGAGUCGGCAUUUCCGUGUAUGGACUGUGACUACGGAACGGUUGGCAAGAAACGCCUCCAGAAUUUCUUUGGUCAGUUGGCGCUGCUGUGCUGUAUCGUUAUUGGCAUGACGUCGCUGAGUCCGUUCCGCCGCAAGUACUAUGAUGUGUUCUACUACUGCCACCACCUCUUCAUCUUCGUGCUCUUUUUCAGUGCGCUACACUUUUCGCAGUUUGUCAUCUGGAUGUACCCGGCCGUGUGCCUUUAUGUCAUGCAUCGCAUCUUGGCUCAAAACCAGAGCCGGAUGCCGUGUGAAGUCGUGGAUUUGGAAGCUAUUCCUGGCGAGAUCACGCGUCUAGUUUUCCGACGUUCACCGGGAAAGUCAGGCCACUACCAUGCUGGCCAGUUCAUUUACCUACGUAUUCCGCUGCUGUCGCACACACAGUGGCAUCCGUUUAGUAUCAGUUCGUCACCUAUCGAGUACGAAGACACUUUUACUGUACACGUCAAGUGCGUUGGUAACUGGACCAAGUCAUUGUACGCUGUCGCUAUCCAGGCGCGUGAGGAACGAAAAUUGCCACUCAUUUACGUUGACGGCUUUUACGGGAAAAUGUCUGACGACUUCCAGCACUACCCUGCUCUCGUGUUCGUUGCUGGCGGUAUUGGGGGCACACCGAUCAUUAGCAUCAUGGGCAAGAUUUUAGAUUGCAUGCGCAACAAUGAUCCAAAUAUGGCGUUUACUCAAGUGUACUUCCACUGGACGUCUCGUGAGAUCGGUAUCUUUCACGAGUUUGAACCCCUGCUGGACGCCAUCGAGCAGUUCGACCCGGACCAUGUGAAGAUGAAGGUUCGUCUCUGCUUUACUGGUGACCAGCACCUGGGUGGUGUGGACAUCCCCAACGGUAUUGCGCUAAAGCCAAUGGAUGACACUAGCAUGGUUCCAACGCGGCCGUUCUUCCAGUCAUCCCGGUCUGUGCCCCGUCAGAUGCUCCUGUUCUUUGUGACAUUCACGUGCAGCUUCUGGUGUCUGUUCUUCGUCCGUUUUGACUACCCGAUGCUGGGCCAUCUGCGCGUCAACCAGAGCAUGUGGCCGAUGGAGCGUAUUGUGGAGGUUUUCAUUAUGAUUGUUGGUGCUUGCGUAGGCUGGGCUGUAGUGUUUUCGGAGCCUGCGCCUCGAUCGAUGAGCCGAGUGGAGAAGUCACGCUUUAUGCCCACUCUUGACAGCUAUGAGCCCGAUGAAGAGAAUGUCGACCAGUACUCGGAGUAUUCUCACUCGCUCUCAUUCGACGGAAUGGAGGUCCAGUUCCACCACCCCGUAAGCCGUUCACGGCUGAGCGUAAAGGAGCUGUUCAACGAGGUUGUCAAAGAACAAUCGCACAACUUUGCUAUUAACAUCACUGGCAUUGGUACGUGGGUAUCAGGCCCCAUGGGUCUCAUUCAUGCUGUGGAGACGGAGGCCUCCAACUUUGCUGGCAUUUUUGAUGUGCACUAUGAGGAGUUUGAAUUGUAA
Peronospora farinosa is the source of this 2355-nucleotide messenger RNA. NCBI's taxonomy places the organism in Eukaryota, Oomycota, Peronosporomycetes, Peronosporales, Peronosporaceae. The record is from the annotation of a GenBank genome assembly.